Messenger RNA from Epithele typhae, 447 nucleotides. RefSeq lists its product as uncharacterized. The coding region runs from base 1 to 447 and encodes 148 amino acids. NCBI's taxonomy places the organism in Eukaryota, Fungi, Basidiomycota, Agaricomycetes, Polyporales, Epitheliaceae. The record is from RefSeq and is a predicted model, not a curated record. The transcript is spliced from 2 exons.
AUGACCUCCGACCGCGCCUCCCCCACGCCCUCCGACGACUCCUCCGACACCCCCGUCGAGCUCGAGGCCGGCGAGCUCGACGAGUUCCCGCGUCCUGGCGGCUCCGCCCACAACGCCCCACCCGACUACCCUCAGGGCACGUCGUCCUCCCAGCACAGCGGCUUCUUCUCCUCCCUCUCCGCGGGCCCGAAGCGCCGCCUCGGGGGCAACACGUCCUUCAUGGGCCUGGGUGGGACGCGCGACACGAAGAGCAGGCGGAAGGACGGAGCUCGCGCGGGCGGGCCUGGGAGCCACCACGGCCCGUCUGGGGUUGGGUGGGAGGCGGGCACGAUGGGGAGGGGGCGGGUAGACGAUCUGGUCGAUGUGGGGCUAAUGGAGCAGCUGAAGAAACAGUUUGGAGAUCCGUUCGACGACACGUUGCUCACGAAGGCGAACAAGACGCAGUGA